CGUACUCCCUUGAGUUCACUAGGGUUUUGAUGAUGUCCGUUACAGUUCACUUCCACAUAAGAAAACCAGAAACCGUUUCUUUCGCUUCUCUUCUAAACAAAACUAAGAUUCUAGGGUUUACGAAGAGGGAUCUGUCUUGGGUUAGAAGAAAGGGUGCAGAUGAGGUUUGAGGUACUUGAGUCGAGGUUUAAGGAACUGGAGUCGGAGAAGUUAGUGUUGGAAGAAGAGGUGAGGAAACUGAAAGAGUCUGAUGAUGAUUCGUUGGUUGAGCAGAUGAUGGUGAACAAAGCGUUGGAGUUUGAGAAACAGGUUGCUGAGGGAAGAGCAGAUGAAUGGAAGAGAAAGUUUGAGAAGCUCGCGGAGACGGUUAGGAAGCUAGAUGAACUCGGUGCGUUUAGGGUUGGGGAAGUGGAGUUAGAUGAGGAUGUGAAGGUAGGGUUGGAGUUAGCUGGUUUAGGAAAGAAAAAGAUCGAGUCGUUGUGUAGGGAAGGGUUAGUUAAUCAUCAUGUUUCAGGCUGUACUACACCUUGUGUUACCACACCGGUUAAAGAUUAUAUGUCAGGGAGAAACAGAGAUGAUGCGUCUACUCGUAGACGGGUUAAUAAGAUGUUGGUGUUUGAAGGUGAUGGUGGCAAAUCCACCGAUGUAGUUGAUCUAUCUGAUAGUGAAACAGAGGAGAGAAGUGUUGGUGAGGAGGAAUGCGAAGAUGAAGAUGUGGAAGCUUGUGAAGGUAACACAAACGCUCGUAAGAGGAAACGGGUUAUCACGAGUGAUUCAGAGAAUGAUGAUGAUGAUGAUGAUAACAUACCGAUUGCAACACUCAAGAACCUGAAACAACCACCACAGAAACAUGAGGUUGAUGCACCUAGCGCGGGAGAUAAUAAUGUCUCUGGAGGGUCGAGGAGGCAGCGUCGAGUGUCCUCAAGGCUGAGAAAACAGAGACGACCUCUAGAAGAGAUCGAAGGACAUCGAACAGAGAGACUUGUGGGAAUCCCGAUAACUGGUAAUGCUCACGAUGAUGAUGAUACGGAAGAAGAAGAGUCAGAGCGGGAGAGCGAGGGAGAGAGUUUGAAUGGGUUUAUAGUUGAUGAUGAUGAGUCUGCGAGUGAGGAGGGAUCUGAUGGUGCCGUACCGGAGGAGGAGGAGGAGGAGGGAUCUGAUGGAGAAACCGGUUAUGCUGACGUCAUGGCAAGACUAAGGAGGGACAAGAAACCCGGGGAACAUAAAUGGGACCUCGAGGGAGAGAUGCUGGCAGCGUUCGGGAAAGACCCCGAGCUUUGUAUGAGAGCGGUUUGCGUUCUGUACAGGUUUCAAACAGAAGGCGAGAAGGCAACACGUUCAAGUCACGUCGCUAACGGUCGCGGUUUCAGCAUGGCUGACGCCGACAGGGGCACUCGCAUAGGGCAGUUUCUGACGGAUGGAGAUCCCGAGGGUGAUUUGAAGAAAUCGGUUGAGGAGUUGCGGAGGUUCGAGUGUAACGCGGUUGAGAUUUGUAGUGAUUUAGCAAGACAUUACUCGAAGCAGCUGUUCGAGAUUUAUAACAACAGAGAAGAUCCAUUCUUCGCUGCUCCUCCAUCUCCAUGAGUUUUGGUGAGCAUGUUCGUUAUGGUAGUAUAAUAACGCAGUAGCUAGCUCUUAAGGUUUGAUUUUCUUGUAAAUUUUAAACCUGUUUGAGAUUAAUCUAAUGUAAUUAGAGCCUGCAUUCGCUUUUUGUGUAAAUGGAAGGGGAUGAUUUGGACGAUAAUCAUGCUGAAGAGAUGUUAAUUUCGGUUAAGUCCUAAACCGGGUUAUUACAAGCUCUGAACCGGGUUAUUACAAGCUCUAAACCGGAUUAUUAUUAGCUCUAAACCAGAUUAUUAUUAGCUAUAAACCGGCUUAUUACAAAGCAUCAGGAAAGAUUGAGAGAAACAGGCUGGAGAUUUUUUUAAAUUUUAAUUUGAUCCUUCUCUCACACAGCUUAGAAACAGAACAUUAUUAACCGUUUUCUCGUUAAACCUCUAAUUU
Brassica napus (rape) is the source of this 2004-nucleotide messenger RNA. Its product is annotated as DNA ligase 1-like. Lineage: Eukaryota; Viridiplantae; Streptophyta; Magnoliopsida; Brassicales; Brassicaceae. The record is from RefSeq and is a predicted model, not a curated record. Bases 160 to 1584 code for a protein of 474 amino acids. The transcript is spliced from 4 exons.